AUGGCUGCUGAGGUUAGCUCCUUGAUUCGGGUCAUGGGUGGUGGCUACAAGGAGGAGCAACAUCGAACGGUGGGGAAUGAAUCACAUGGUGAGAAAUCAACGGCUCUGAUUACCCGCGACCUCCUUGGUGGGUCCUCAAUUGAAUCCCAGGAAUUGGACCUCGAUUUGCAGGUUCCUAAUGGCUGGGAGAAACGCCUCGACCUUCAGUCAGGCAGAGUGUAUCUUCAGAAGUGCAACACCACCACAAUAGGGUCUCCACCAAUGUCUGAGCACAAACUCAAUGCAAAGCCGGCAGGGCCAAAGCUUCAGGACCUAAAUUUCCCAUCUUCAUCCAAUGUGCUAUUGAACCUCUUUGAUGAAUCAAGCUUGGACCUGAAACUUGUUUCAUCUUCUUUGCCCUCAAGCAACUACCAAAGUGUUUGCACUCUAGACAAGGUGAAGUCUGCUCUGGAGAGGGCAGAGAAAGAGCCUAUUAUCAGGAAACGCAAUUCAUUCUUGAAAUCAACAAUCUCAGCAUCAUCACCCUCUUAUUCCUCAUCCUCAUCUUCAAUCAGAGAGACCACUCAAGAGGAAGAGAGUGAAGAGAAGCUGGUUUCUUCUCCUAUGGCUGCAGGAUGCCCUGGUUGCUUAUCAUAUGUGAUGAUCAUGAAGAACAAUCCUAAGUGUCCUAGGUGCAACUCUCUUGUUCCUAUUCCCUCUAUGAAGAAACCUAGGAUUGACCUCAAUAUAUCAAUCUAA
Molecule: messenger RNA, 738 nt
Organism: Sphenostylis stenocarpa
Lineage: Eukaryota; Viridiplantae; Streptophyta; Magnoliopsida; Fabales; Fabaceae
Source: the annotation of a GenBank genome assembly